Molecule: messenger RNA, 2799 nt
Organism: Ostreococcus tauri
Lineage: Eukaryota; Viridiplantae; Chlorophyta; Mamiellophyceae; Mamiellales; Bathycoccaceae
Product: AMP deaminase
Exons: 2
Coding region: 1-2799 (932 amino acids)
Biological process (GO): IMP salvage; AMP metabolic process
Cellular component (GO): cytosol
Molecular function (GO): AMP deaminase activity
Source: RefSeq, a predicted model, not a curated record
AUGUCCGACACCGACGGACACGCCGCGCGCGCGUCCACGAUCAUCGCGCUCGCGCUCACGUCCCUGGUCGCGUACGCGUCCGCCCGAGCGCUGCGGAGCGCGGCGCGGGACUUUGCGACGCAACAGAGCGCGUUGUUGGCGACGAUGACGGCGCUGGAGCGACGAAACGCCGAGGCGAGCGAGACGAGACGACGUGAACGAGAGCGAAACGCGCGAGAGAAGCGAGCGUGGGAUUCGAGAGCUCAAAAACGGAUGUCUGGGGAGGAGGCGGACGCGGAGACGACGGAUAGUGAGAAACUUGGUCGGAGGAGGAGCGCGACGGAGGCGGAUGAAGUCGCGAGCGGACGAACGAGCGGCGCGACGACGUCGCCGCGAGCGAUCGGGGGGGAUGAUGUGGAGGAGGGAGGCGACGAUGGGCGUGAUGUUCGUGCGUUCGAUCGCGACGCCUCGCUCGGGACGCCGACGAAGAGAUCGUUGACGCACGCGACGUCGUGGGACUCGAACCGCGACGAGACAGAGACAGAGAUCGACGACGAUGCAGAGCUCAGGACGCAGAUCGACGUCGUGGACUCACCGCUGGCGACAAAGUUUCACAAGCGCUUGGAUGUGAGCGUGGAGGUCGAUCCAGACGUCCAGGCGUUCGUCGGAUCGCCACUCCCGAGAGCGCUGAGCAAGAGCGAGGAGCACAAGGGCGCCAUGGAACGCGCAAACUCCGCGUUUCUCGAGCGAGCGUCGACGAUGAGCACCCCGGAAUCUAGCGUUCACGGCACCGCGUCUUCAUCGAAGAACGGUCAGACGCCGUGGCCGGCGACUCCCGACGCGUCGAUGGCUGUGAGCUUCAAACCAGCCGAUCGAAGCAUGGGACGCGAGCUGUUUCAGCGCGUCGUCGACGCCGACGUCGCGUCUGGCGAGUCUCCACGACGGUACACGCCGCCACGCGUGAUGGGAGCGGGCGGUUCAGAAUUGCAGUACGAGAAAGUGGCGACGGAGAUGAUGGAAACUCUUGGGCACGAAUGCGAGGAGGUUUGCUUGAUGCUCGAGUACGCGCUCGGUUUGCGGGACAAGUGGCUAUUCGAUGACAGCGAGGCGGCUUGCCCCGUCGUGGGUAUACCGAACAAGUCGGAAACUUUGGCCACGAAGUCCGAUCACGCGUUCAAAAUGAUCGAUGGUGUCGUUCACGUGUACAGACCGGGCGAGAACGGCGAUUUAGAGUUGGUACACGCGCCACCCGGUACGGCGACGAAUUUCUUCCAUGACUUACACGCGCUCCUGCGGGUGCAAUCUUACGGCCCAUCGAAGACGUUCUGCCACAAACGACUCAAUCUUACCGAGCAAAAGUUCAACUUGCACGUCAUGCUCAAUGCCGAUCGGGAGUUCUUGGAGCAGAAACAAGCCCCGCAUCGUGACUUUUACAACGUCAGAAAGGUUGACACGCACAUCCAUCACAGCGCGUGCAUGAAUCAAAAGCACUUGUUGAGGUUUAUCAAGUCCAAGCUCAAACGUGAGCCUCACGAACUCGUCAUUUAUCGCGACGGGAAGUUUUUGAACCUUCGCGAGGUUUUUGAAUCUAUAGGAAUGACUGCGUACGAACUCAACGUCGACACGUUGGACAUGCGAGCGGAUAAGAACACGUUUCAUCGGUUUGACAGAUUCAAUCUCAAGUACAACCCCAUGGGACAGUCUCGUCUGCGCGAGAUUUUCAUCAAGCAAGACAAUCUCAUUCGUGGACGCUUCCUCGCUGAGCUUACGAAGCAGGUGUGUUCGGACUUGGAGGCGAACAAGUACACAAUGGCAGAGUACCGCAUCUCCAUAUACGGCCGCAAGGCGACCGAAUGGGAUAAUCUUGCCGCUUGGGUGCUGAAUAACAACGUUUACAGCGAAAAUAUUGUUUGGUUGAUCCAGAUCCCGAGAUUAUAUAACGUCUAUCACGCCGGUGGCACCAUGAAGAGUUUCCAGCAGAUGCUGGACAACAUUUUUAUCCCGCUGUUCGAGGUCACCGUUGAUCCCUCGUCGCAUCCCAAGCUGCACACGUUCCUCCAGAUGGUGGUCGGCGUUGACAUGGUAGACGAUGAGUCUAAACCAGAGCGUAGGCCAAGCAAGCACAUGCGCGUGCCCGAGGCCUGGGACGUUCAGCACAAUCCCGCGUAUGCGUAUUACGCGUACUACGUCUACGCCAACUUGUACACUCUCAACGCAUUACGGGUAAGCAAAGGGUUGAAUGCGAUCGCAUUCAGACCGCACGCCGGCGAGGCUGGCGAUAUUGAUCACCUGUGCGCCACUUACAUGCUCUGCAAGAACAUCGCUCACGGGUUGAACCUUCGCAAGUCUCCGUGCUUGCAGUAUCUGUACUACCUCUCGCAAAUUCCAAUCGACAUGUCACCGUUGAGCAACAACUCGCUCUUCGUAGAUUAUCACAAGAAUCCGUUUCCGCAGUAUUUUGCUCGAGGCUUACGGGUUUCGCUCAGUACGGACGAUCCGCUCAUGAUUCACAUGACCAAGGAGCCGCUCGUCGAGGAGUACUCGGUCGCCGCGCAGGUAUGGAAGCUCAGCGCCGCCGACCUGUGCGAGAUCGCGAAGACGAGCGUCUUGAACAGCGGUUUCCCUCGAGCAUCCAAGAAACACUGGGUGAGCGACCAGUACUGGCUCGGUGGCACGCGCGGGAACGACAUUCAAAAGACGAACGUUCCCGACCUCCGCGCCCACUUCCGAGACGACGUCCUCGAGACGGAGAAGGCGCUCGUGCGCCGAGGCGUCGUGCAGGCCCGACAGAAGGGCCGCGAGAUCAAAAUCCGCGGCUGA